Molecule: messenger RNA, 885 nt
Organism: Cucurbitaria berberidis CBS 394.84
Lineage: Eukaryota; Fungi; Ascomycota; Dothideomycetes; Pleosporales; Cucurbitariaceae
Product: Molybdopterin binding protein
Exons: 4
Coding region: 1-885 (294 amino acids)
Source: RefSeq, a predicted model, not a curated record
AUGGCUACUUCGACGCAGCAAAAGAGCCUUAUCCAUACUGCGGCAUGUUUGAUCAUUGGAGACGAGGUUUUGGGGGGCAAGACUGUCGAUACCAACUCGGCAUACCUCGCUAAGUUUUGUUUCUCAUUGGGCAUCAAUCUACGCCGAAUAGAAGUCAUUGCCGACGAUGAAGGCGAAAUCGUUGAAGCUGUGCGACGCAUGUCAAAGAAUUACGAUUUCGUCGUAACUUCCGGAGGAAUUGGUCCUACGCACGACGAUAUCACGUACCAGUCAAUAGCCAAAGCCUUUGGCUUGCAGCUGAAGCUGCAUGACGCGGCUUUUGCGCGCAUGAAGCGUCUUUCCAAGCCGCACAAAUCACAGCCAGACUUUGACUGGAACGUCGAGUCUGCGGCCCUGACAGCCAAGAAGCGCAUGGUGGAGCUGCCGAUAGACGAAUCUGUUCCCGACGAAGAUCAAGUCAUCUUCGUCGGCGACGAGCUAUGGGUUCCUGUUAGUUGUGUAAACGGGAACGUCCACAUCCUGCCUGGUGUUCCUCGGCUGUUUGAAGCCAUGCUGGAUGGACUUAGGCCGCGCAUUCUACCAAGGCUGACGGACCCCGAAGGCAAAGGAGUGCUGCGGAUUCUCAUCUCGACUCCUAUGGCCGAGAGUGCCGUUGCGGGAUAUCUCACGGAGCUGGCAGCCAAGGCAGAGCCCAAGGGCGUGAAGGUGGGCAGCUACCCUCGAUGGGGCAAAGAGCGCAACACGGUAACGCUCGUUGGGCGCGAUCGCGAGUUCAUGGAGGGCCUGGUGCCGGAAGUUGAAGCGGCUGUUCAAGGACGGCGCGUAGCAGUCGAAGGGGAAGACGACGAGAAGGUGUCUGACAAAGAAGCGUCGCUAGCGAGCUGA